CCAAACAAUUCAUCAUAGAGGAGCUCAUUAAUCAGUUGAGUCUAAUGUUUUUUUUAUGGUUUUGAAUCAAACAAACAAAGCUAAAAGCUUCAAAUUCACACACCACUUUUUCUCUUUUUCUUCCCAUAAGAACACCACUUCUUCCCUCAUUGUUCCUUUCCUCAACCUCAACUUCUCAUUCUCUCUCUUUUCCAACAUACCCUUCUUCCAAUGUCAGCUCCAAAUUCAAUCCAAAAACCAACCCUUAAUAAUGUUAAACAAAACCAACAAGACCCAAAAAAGUUUUACUACAAUUUUGUAUACAAAGCUUCCAUAGUUCUCAUAUUCUUUGUUAUUCUUCCUCUUUUUCCUUCUCAAGCUCCUGAAUUCAUCAACCAAAAUCUUCUCACAAGAAACUGGGAACUCUUUCACCUUCUUUUCGUUGGUAUAGCUAUCUCUUAUGGUUUGUUCAGUCGUAGAAACCAAGAACCAGACAAAGACAACAACAAUAACAAUAACUCAAAAUUUGACUCUGCACAAUCACUAGUUUCUCGGUUCUUACAAGUUUCAUCGUUUUUCGAAGACGAAUCUGAUCAUCAAAUUCAAAACCUAUCUGAGUCUGAAGAAAUUACAAAACUACAAACAUGGAGUAAUCAUAAUCAACACUACAGAAACAAAUCAAAGGUUGUUGUUACUCCACAAGCACAAGUACAAAACCACUCUGUUUUUGAAGAUGAACAGAGUGGUUGUGAUGAAGAAGAAAAGCCUCUGUUUUUACCGGUUCGAAGCUUGAAAUCACGUUUAUCUGAUGAUGAUUGUAUUCUUCAAUCUCAAUCCAAUGAUGGGAUGUUGAAAACAGAGUCCAAAAGAUUUUCAAGCAAAUCCUUUAAUAAAGUUAAAAAUUAUGCUGAAUUUGAAGGUAUAGUUGAAGAUAAGAUUGAAGAGAAAGAGAACGUUGUGCUUCCUUCUCCUAUUCCAUGGAGAUCAAGAUCAGCAUCAGCAAGAAUGAUGGAAACUAAACAAGAAGCUAUUGAAAAAGCUUCAAAACCUUCUUCAAUGGUGAAAGCUUCUUCAAUAAAAUUCACUCCUUCUGAAUCACUUGCAAAGAAUUCAGAGGAUUUUGUGAAGAAAAAGAGUUCGUAUUAUAAUAAGUCUUGUCCUCCUCCACCACCACCACCGCCUCCACCAUCAAUGUUUCAGAAACCAAUCUCCAUGAAAAGGAACAUGUCAAUGGUAAAAUCUGUAAAAGAAGGAACAAAUGAAAAGGAAGAUGAAGAUGAAGAAAAAGAAUAUUCUGUUUCUUCAAUGCAAGAGUCAGUAGAUAAAGAAAGGUUUAUUGAAAAAAGGGUAAUUAUGGAAACUGAAGAUGAAGAGACAGAAAGUGAAGAAGAUGAAGAUUUUGGAGAAAGAAAACAGAGUAGUGAAAGUUUUACAAAAACAGAGGAACUGUGUUCUUCUUCUGUUGGUGGUGGAAUAGAGACAGUGAGUGAUGAAGGACCUGAUGUGGAUAAAAAGGCUGAUGAAUUUAUAGCCAAAUUUAGAGAACAAAUAAGGCUUCAAAGAAUUGAGUCUAUCAAGAGAAGUACAAGAGUUGCAAGAAAUUCUUCAAGGUAAUCUUCAAUUUGAAGAUGCUAACUAUUGGAGUGUUAUUAGUGUUAUGUGUUUUAUAAUUUAAAUUUAAUCGGGAUGUAAUUAAAGUGAGGAUGUUUUAUUUCCAUGGUAUUAAGGUUGUAAUUACUAA
Molecule: messenger RNA, 1720 nt
Organism: Trifolium pratense (red clover)
Lineage: Eukaryota; Viridiplantae; Streptophyta; Magnoliopsida; Fabales; Fabaceae
Product: myb-like protein X
Exons: 1
Coding region: 211-1593 (460 amino acids)
Source: RefSeq, a predicted model, not a curated record